Oncorhynchus keta (chum salmon) is the source of this 2196-nucleotide messenger RNA. RefSeq names its product glutaminase kidney isoform, mitochondrial-like. The coding region runs from base 186 to 2030 and encodes 614 amino acids. Gene Ontology annotation, biological process: L-glutamine catabolic process. The transcript is spliced from 18 exons. Gene Ontology annotation, molecular function: protein binding; glutaminase activity. The record is from RefSeq and is a predicted model, not a curated record. Lineage: Eukaryota; Metazoa; Chordata; Actinopteri; Salmoniformes; Salmonidae.
GCUCUCACCGCGACAAGUUUAGAACGUGACAACAGGAUUUGAUCUGUAUAACUGUUGUGGAUUUGCCCAAAAGCGGAACUAUCAGACUGCGGAGAAAUAGUGGAAAGUAACGAAAAUAACGAGAAGGUUUCCCGAAGGCAGUUAUUCUCCUAGUCUGCUCUUAUUUGUGUAUAAAGUUGUAAACCAUGCAUUGUUUGAAAAUAUUACGGGUGACCAACGCAGCAGCUGUUCAAACCUUUGUGACAGACGCCACUAAAAAAGUUAUCAAAAAGUGUUUUGAUAACUGUUUAUUACCGGGUUGUCAUCGUACCGUUAAAAUUCACUGUUUCAACACAAGUUCAACAGAUCAGCACCGUAUUGGAACAACCUCCGAUAUGGACCACGUGCUUCCCAAACUGAGCAGUGAUGUAAAGGGUCUGUUCUCAGGAGUUGAAGAUAUGCUUUUCUACACCAUCACAGAGGGUCAGGAACAAGUCCCUGUCUCACACUUUAUCUCUGCCCUGAAGAAAACUGGUCUUAAUGCGUCAGACCCCCGACUGAAGGACUGUAUGGACAAACUGCAACGCUCCGUUACGGAAUCCUUUCAUGACGUCAUGAUGGACCGGGAACUCUUUCACAAGUGUGUUGGUGGGAACAUAGUGCUUCUGAUUCAGGCCUUCAGAAAGAAGUUCAUCAUCCCUGAGUUUGAUGCCUUUGUAACAAAGAUAGAUCAAAUCUACGACACCGUCCAGAAAAACCAUGACGGACAUGUAGCAGUCUACAUUCCCCACCUGGCCAAGUUCAGUCCUGAUCUCUGGGGUGUGUCUCUGUGUACUGUAGAUGGACAGAGACACUCAGUAGGAGAAAGCAAGCAGCCCUUCUGUCUCCAGUCGUGUGUGAAGCCUCUGGAGUAUGCUGUGGCCAUCCACGAGGCUGGGACAGAGAAGGUACACCGCUAUGUGGGGAUGGAGCCCAGCGGACUCAAGUUCAACAAGCUCUACCUGGAUGAGGAAGACAAACCCCACAACCCCAUGGUGAAUGCUGGAGCCAUUGUCAUCAGCUCUCUUAUCAAGCCUGGCUCAAACAAGGCAGAGAAGUUUGACUAUGUGAUGGAUUUUAUCAAGAAGAUGGCUGGUCAAGAGUAUGUGGGGUUCAGCAAUGCCACGUUCCAGUCUGAAAAAGAAACAGGCGACAGAAAUUUUGCAAUUGGAUAUUACCUCAAAGAGAAGAAGUGUUUUCCUCGUGGGGCAGAAAUGAUUGAUGCACUGGACUUCUACUUCCAGCUGUGUUCCAUAGAGGUGACCUGUGAGUCUGGGAGUGUCAUGGCCGCCACGCUAGCCCAUGGGGGCAUCUGCCCAAUCACAGGCGAGCGGGUACUGAGUGCCGAGGCCGUUCGGAAUACUCUGAGCCUCAUGCACUCCUGCGGCAUGUACGACUUCUCUGGGCAGAUGGCCUUCCAUGUGGGCUUGCCUGCAAAGUCUGGGGUGUCUGGAGCGGUUCUGUUGGUUGUCCCUAACGUCAUGGGAGUGAUGUGUUGGUCACCUCCUUUAGACAAGGUUGGAAACAGUGUCCGAGGAAUACACUUCUGCCAGGAGCUGGUGUCUUCGUUUAACUUCCACAACUAUGACAACCUGAGACACUUUGUCAAGAAGCAGGACCCUCGAAGGCAGGAUGGGGAUGAUAGGAACAAGUCUGUGGUGAACUUGAUGUUUGCGGCCUACAGUGGAGAUGUGUCAGCCCUCAGAAGGUUUGCUCUGUCCUCGAUGGACAUGGAGCUGAAAGACUAUGACUCUAGGACAGCUCUACACGUGGCUGCAGCAGAGGGUCAUGUAGAAGUGGUACGGUUCCUAACAGACACCUGCAAAGUGAACCCCUUUGUGAAAGAUAGGUGGAGCAGCAUUCCCCUGGACGAUGCCCUGCAGUUUGGCCACGGUGCCGUGGUGAAGGUCUUACAGGAGUACCAGGUGGCUUGCCAGGAACAGGACAGACUACCAGUGGCUGAUAUCAUACCCAUCCCCCCCAAACUAGAGACUGUAGAAGGCAUGGUGUGAUCAGGGGGGCCGUUGGUAUUAAGCUCUACAAUUAGGAGUGCUGAUCUACCAUCAGUUUGGCGUAACGAAACAGAUAAUUAUAGACAUUGAGGACCUGAUCCUAGAUCACCACUCCUACUUGAUAAAUCAUUAGGCCCCAAACAGAAGAAAAACGUACUGAAACAUG